Entelurus aequoreus (snake pipefish) is the source of this 2721-nucleotide messenger RNA. It is a transcript of the gene snf8, whose product is annotated as SNF8 subunit of ESCRT-II. The transcript has 8 exons. The record is from RefSeq and is a predicted model, not a curated record. Gene Ontology annotation, cellular component: ESCRT II complex. Gene Ontology annotation, biological process: protein transport to vacuole involved in ubiquitin-dependent protein catabolic process via the multivesicular body sorting pathway. The coding region runs from base 452 to 1123 and encodes 223 amino acids. Lineage: Eukaryota; Metazoa; Chordata; Actinopteri; Syngnathiformes; Syngnathidae.
AACUAUUAGAGGGCAGUGUAACUAGCAUACAAUCAGAAUGGAGCAGCAUCACGGAAGUAGCCAAAACCUCUCCAGUUAGAACUGAUCUUUUCUCAAAUAAAAUGACAGAUUUUAAUGAUACUUUAUAUCGUUACUCUCGUAUGCAGAAUCUAGGAUAAUUCACAUGCUAAAAGUAGAAUACGUGUUGGUAAAAACAGAAGCGCUUACCUAUGCGGAUAUAAACAUAGCAUUAGCUUAGCUUCGUUAGCAGCGUUAAAAACCUGUCAACGUUUUGUACAUUAUUCUUUUUAUUUGUAUUUACGUCAAACAAGUAGCAGCAGAAUGCAUCGGAGGGGCGUCGGUGCGGGCGCUAUUGCCAAAAAGAAGUUAGCAGAGUUCACAUUUCUGUUUUUCUUUCCAGGCAAAAUAUAAAGAAAGAGGAAAUGUCCUGGCAGAGGAUCAACUAAUUCAGAUGUCCAAACAGCUGGACACCUUCAAGUUCAACCUGGAGGAGUUUGCCAGCAAACACAAACAGGAAAUCCGCAAGAGUUCUCAGUUCCGGGUCCAGUUUCAGGAGAUGUGCGCCACCAUCGGAGUCGACCCGCUUGCCUCUGGCAAAGGGUUCUGGUCAGAGAUGCUGGGAGUGGGCGACUUCUACUACGAGCUCGGCGUCCAGAUCAUCGAGGUCUGCUUGGCGCUCAAACACCGCAACGGAGGGCUCAUCACGCUGGACGAACUCCACCUCAGGGUGCUAAAAGGACGCGGCAAAUACGCGCAGGACGUGAGCCAGGACGACCUGGUGAGGGCCAUCAAGAAACUCAAGGUCAUGGGCAGCGGCUUCGGGAUGAUUCCGGUCGGCGGCUCCUACCUGGUGCAGUCGGUGCCGGCGGAACUCAACAUGGACCACACAGUGGUUCUGCAGCUGGCCGAGAAAAAAGGCUACGUGACCGUCGGCGAGAUCAAGAGCAACCUCAAGUGGGAGAAGGAGCGAGCGUGUCAAGUCCUGGACCACCUGCUGAAGGAGGGCCUGGCCUGGUUGGACUCUCAGGCGUCGGGCGAGCCUCAGUACUGGCUGCCUGCUCUCUUCUCCGAGCUCACCUCCCGUGAUGUCACACCCGAUGAGGCCAAUCAGAUGAGCCCGUGAUCACGCUCGCUGUACAGAACAUGUAAAUGAUCGACAACUUUUGAAAGAAGAAAGAAGAGGGUUUAUUUGUAUUUUUAUGUCAGUAGAUUAAUUAUCCAAAAUAGAAAUAUGUUGUGAUUUCAUUAAGACCCUUUGAAUAAACAAUCCCUGGUGUUCUGGAGAUUCCCCUUCCACUGCGAACGCUUCAGUGGCGUUUGUCAAGCCCUUUUGUUCUGACGUCACAUUUCGUGACUGUAGACGUGGUCUUCAAACACCGACUGCUCCAUGUUGUCGCAAAUGAGCGUACAGAAAGGACACACCUGGUGGUUGCGCUCGUGUUCCUCCACCUCCGCCCGAGACCUCCCCGGGAAACUUUCCAGGCAGUGACGGCAUGACAGCACCGGCUGCGGAGCAAGGAGACAACACGUCAAGGGGAGGGAACUACCUUUAACUUGGCGCUCAUACCUUUCCCAUGGAACUGCAAUCUAGUUGUGGAUGUGACUGGAGCUAAUCUGCAUAAUUAACCAAGUCCCUUUUCUAAGGGACGGACUUUUUAGACCCGUGUAGACUCAGCCGAAAAGUGAAGCUCUGUUUUCUUAGCACUGUCGCGAGACAUGACUCCUGCUAGUUAAAGGCUGGGCUGUGGACAUGUGUCGCACACUUGUUGAGGUGUGUUGCACUCUAGUGGAUGAGUGCCAUCAUGUCUUUGCGCUGUUACGAGUCAUGACCUCUAAUAGACAAAUGCAGUAGUCGCGUGGACAUGUGCCGCACGCUCGUGGAGGUGUGCGACAGUCUUUGCACUGUUGUUACUCAUGACUCCGACUAGCCGAAGGCUGGGCUACACACUUGUUGUUGUGCCGCACGCCCGUGAACGUGUGCCACAUGCUUGAGGAUGUGUGCGGCACGGCCACGGACGUGCAUCGCACGCUGGUAGACGUGGGGGAAGGGGAAGCAAACAACCGAAGAGAUGUCGCUAGUCAUAACUCCUGCUAGUAAAAUGCAGGGCUACAACUCGUGGCCAAGUGCCGCACGCUCUUAGAGGGCAGCAGCACACUUGUGGAGGUGUGUUGCACACUGCAAAAAGUCAGUGUUCAAAAACAAGAAAAAAAAUACAAAAAUUAGUGGUAUUUUACUUGACCUAAGCAAAAUGAUCUGCCAAUAGAACAAGAAAAAUUGGCUUGUCAAGACUUUCCAAAACAAGUAAAAUUAGCUAACCUCAAUGAACCCAAAAAUACCUUAAAAUAAGUAUAUUCUCACUAAUAACAAGUGCACUUUUCUUGGUAGAAAAAACAAAUAUGAGACAUUUUUUUCUCAAUAUGUUGGAAAAUAUUCUUAAAUUAAGUAAAUGCUAGUGCCAUUAUCUUGACAUAAUGAUAUGCACUCGGCAUUACAUUUCUUGAAAUCAGCAAACUUAUACUAAAAACUAGUUUAUUUUUCUUAAUGGAAAGGCAACCGCUUGUUACUCUCGGGGUUUUCUAGCCGCUCAGGCAAAUCAUAUUGUCUAAAAAUGCAUUUUUCCAUCGAUAACAUGACAUCAUGCCAAAUGCAUGCUCUUUCAGUCAUUAGUGCGCAAGGAAUAUAUAUAUAUACAGGUAAAAGCCAGUAAAUUAGAAUAUUUU